Colletotrichum godetiae is the source of this 1659-nucleotide messenger RNA. RefSeq names its product choline transporter. Gene Ontology annotation, cellular component: membrane. Gene Ontology annotation, biological process: transmembrane transport. The record is from RefSeq and is a predicted model, not a curated record. The transcript has 7 exons. Lineage: Eukaryota; Fungi; Ascomycota; Sordariomycetes; Glomerellales; Glomerellaceae. The coding region runs from base 1 to 1659 and encodes 552 amino acids. Gene Ontology annotation, molecular function: transmembrane transporter activity.
AUGAAGGUAUCCGUUGCACCAGAUAGAGUUGUGGAGUCGGCUUCGGCAUCCGAUGACGAGACCGUAGUCGCCGUCCAAGAUGGGAUUCGGUUGAACGCCGCGGGCCACAGGGAUCAACUGAAUCGCCAAUAUGGAUUCUUUGGACUGGCAAGCAUGGCUCUGACGGUGGACAACGCCUGGGUUGCCUUGGGCUCGUCUAUUUCCGUGUCAAUUCUCAACGGUGGCCCACCCGGUAUCAUCUACGGCCUUCUCGUCGCCGUCUUCUACUACUCCCUCAUCGGUUUGAGUUUAUCAGAGCUCGCGUCAUCUGUCCCCACGGCAGGCGGCGUCUACCACUGGGCCACCAUCGCCGGCGGCCCUCGCUGGGGCCGAGUCCUCGGCUUCUUUACCGGGUGGAUCAACUUCUACGGCUGGCUCUUUUCGCUCGCAGCCCUGCUGCAGAUCUCGAGCAACGUCGCCGUGAGCAUGUAUGCCGUCUGGAACUGGGACACCUACGUCAGCCAGCCCUUCCACGUCUUCAUUGGAUACCUCAUCAUCCUUUGGGGGUGCGCGGGCUUCAUUGUCUUUGCCAACAAGUACGCUCCCUAUACCCAGCAAGCCGGAACACUCUUCGUCUUGAUCGGCGGCGUCGUCACCAUUAUCGUGCUGGUCGCUAUGCCGAAGCAACACGCGAGCAAUCACUUUGUAUGGGGCUCUUUCGACGAGAACAAUGCUACGGGGUGGUCAGGGGGCGUUGCUUUUCUCUUAGGCGUUCUCAAUGGUGCCUUCACGAUCGGGACGCCUGACUCGGUCACGCACAUGGCUGAAGAGAUGCCGCAUCCGAAGAAGGAUCUCCCAAAGGCCAUCCUCUUGCAGAUAUCCCUGGGCUUCGUCUAUGCCUUUUGCUUUGCCGUCGCGCUGUCCUACGCCAUCACGGACAUUACAGCUCUCCAAGGCGGUUUCAACUCCUUCCCGCUGACCAACAUUUACGUGCAAGCCACGACAAGCAGCAGUGGAAUCCGGAACCCAGGCGCAGCGUUUGGUCUGCUCUUCAUCAUGCUGGGCUGCACGCUGACGUGUUGUGUGGGCUUGACUUUGACGGUUUCGCGAACCUACUGGGCGCUCGCGCGCGACAAUGCUGUGCCCUUAUCCAAUGUCUUCGCGCAGGUCAACGAGCGCCUGAGUUGCCCUGUCUGGUCAACCUUGUUCGUCUGUGUCGUCGCAACCGGACUCGGAGCCAUACCGCUCGGUAGCUCCGCGGCUUUCCUAGCACUGGCAAGCUCGUUCAUCAUCCUCACAUCCGUCUCAUACGCCAUCCCAUUCGCAGCUAACAUGCUCUCGGGGCGGAAGUACUUCCCCCGUGGACCCUUUCACCUGGGCAAGGCGGGAUACAUCAUCAACGGACUGGCCGUGCUAUUCAUCAUCUUGUUUGAUAUCAUGUUCUGUUUCCCAUUCGUGUUGCCUACGACAGUAGCGACGAUGAACUGGAGUGCCGUCAUUUUGGUGGGAACGGUGGCGAUCACGGGGCUUUGGUGGAUGGUCCACGCAGUUCAUCAUUAUCCUGGACCCAAGGUGAUGGAGCUUUACAUUGCCACCGACGGUGUAAGCCCAGUUGUCACAGAGAAGAACACGACGGCUGUGGCUUCGGCGGAGUUGAAAGAACCUCACGCAUCGCAAUAA